GCUCGCAACCGCCGCGUGCGCGAAAGUUAACAAAAUAGUUAUCUCUCUUUUUUUUUUUUUUUUUACUUUUGAUAAAUUUUUAUAUUCUCCGGACGUUGUUCGUCGUUUGUUGUUUGUUGUUGUUGUUGUUGUUGACGCGGGCCAACGAUGGACUGGAUCAACAACCCUCUCGCUGUGGUUGAAGGGAUGUUCGCUGCUUCCCAGAGCAACCCAAACUCCGGAUGGGAGGCGAAAGCGGUUGAAUUCUUCAAAGAUCAUCUGAAAGAGAAAGACGCUCAUACCUCGGUCCCGUCUCUGAACGACGUCCCUCUGCACUACCUGAAGCCCAACAGCCUGGUGAAGUUUCGCUGCCUCAUCCAAGACAUGUUCGACCCCGAGUUCUACAUGGGCGUGUAUGAGACUGUCGAUCCCGCCACAAAGGCCAAAGUGUUGCGUUGCGGGAAGUACAAAGACGUGACAGAGUGCGGGGUGGAUUUCAACUCCAGAAACACUGUGACUGCAGAGAGACAGACUUUCUACUGCGUGCCAAUCCCUGGAGAAAAUCCCUGGGUGAAAGAGAGCUACGCCGGCUCCAGCCAAGCGAGAGUGGUUCCCUCCACCUCGUAUGCGCCGACCAGACAGAAGCGCAGCUACGAGGAGGACGACGAAAUGGACGACAUGGACACGCAGCCGCAGAAGCAGCGGGAGCCACACACUGGUCCUCAGAGUCCCACAGAACAGCACGGCAACGGUGACUGUAAGAGACAAGAGACAGAAGCUCCCUCCAGCCAGACGGCAUCUACCUCUCAUCUCGACCUCAACUUCCCUCUGCCGGGAGAAAAAGGCCCUUCCUGCCUCGUCAAGGUGUACGAGGACUGGGACAGCUUCAAACUGAACGACACGCUGGAGGUCUACGGGAUCCUCUCCGUCAGUCCCGCUCUCAGCGCUCUGGCCGACGAGAAAGACGCCUCCUCAUCCAUCGUGGACCCCGCGGACUCCAUGGAGACGGCAGAGGAGCAGAGGGUGCACUGCCCGCCGGCCUCGCUCGUCCCUCGCCUCCACAUGCUCCACGCCAGGCCGGUGUCGCACAACAACCCCCUGCUGCCCUCCGCCACGCUGGAGGACAACAGCGCCUUUUUAUCGUCGACCCUGAGUGAGAUGGCCUCCGUCAGGGCCGAGCUGCUCGCAUACUUCACUCACAUCCUCCUGGGAGACGCUUUGGCGGCUGAGUACCUCCUUCUGCAUCUCAUUUCUAACGUGUACAGUAGACGGGACGUUCUCCCACUCGGCAAGUUCACCUUGAACCUGAGUGGCUGCCCGACGGUCGCCUCGUACACCGAACGCCUCUACCAGAUCAUCCAGCAGCUCGUGCCUUCUUCGUACUAUCUGGGAAUGAGCCUGCAGAACAUGAACCAGAUGCGGUUGGUGCCUAAGAAGGACUAUGUGGCCAAUCGGCUAGCGAGUGGAGUCCUGCAGCUGGCCAGAAACACUUCCCUGUUCCUGGAUGAGAUCCAGCUGGAGCAGGGACAACUGGACACAACAGGUGUGCGUAACGUCACGGCCCUCGGGAACCUGAUCUCUUGGCAGAAGGUCGAUUAUGACUUUAACUACCACCAGAUGGAAUUCCCCUGCAAUAUUAACGUGCUCAUCGUGUCAGAGGGCCGCUCGCUGCUGCCGUCCGACUGUCGGAUACACCUACAGUCUCAGGUCACCCCAGCCGACAUGGAGGAGUACCUCAGCAGCAUCCACAUGCAUACGCAGACGUCGUCACAGCUCAACAAGUUCAGACUCUACCUGAGCGUGGCUCGGCUGCUGGACUACAAUAUCUCUGACGAAAUGACAAAGUCAGUUGAGGAUGACUUUGUAGAUAUGAGGAAGGACGACCCCCAGAGCGUGUCUGCUGAGGACCUCCACAGGAUGCUCGUCGUUGCGAGGUUGCUGUCUCUGAGCCUGGGACAGACCUCUCUGUGCAGAGACAGCUGGCUGAGAGCCAAACACAUCGACAUGCAGCGGAGGAGCCGGAUGGAGCAGCACAAGUGUGUCAACGGCAACGAGCCGUGAUCAGAGAGACGAAUGAGACGGCUUUUGUUUUUCUUUUUUGAUACCUUAAAAAAAAAAAAAAAGUUUGUAAUAAAGAUGCUUUUCAUAUGCCAGAAA
Messenger RNA from Morone saxatilis (striped sea-bass), 2136 nucleotides. It is a transcript of the gene mcmbp, whose product is annotated as minichromosome maintenance complex binding protein. Gene Ontology annotation, molecular function: chromatin binding. The coding region runs from base 148 to 2040 and encodes 630 amino acids. The transcript has 16 exons. The record is from RefSeq and is a predicted model, not a curated record. Gene Ontology annotation, biological process: DNA-templated DNA replication. Lineage: Eukaryota; Metazoa; Chordata; Actinopteri; Moronidae.